Messenger RNA from Penaeus vannamei (Pacific white shrimp), 501 nucleotides. The record is from RefSeq and is a predicted model, not a curated record. Lineage: Eukaryota; Metazoa; Arthropoda; Malacostraca; Decapoda; Penaeidae.
AUGGUGCAACCUCCUUUCGACCUUAUAACCGGGGAGCCUAAGUACCAGUUCCUCGGCCUCGAACUGCCCCACGAGCGAGUGUUCCGCGGCAGCUUCCACGUGCGCAACGGCGACAGAUGGUCCCCCCAGCUCUCGGACCCGAGCAACCCCUCCUACAUCACCACCGCGGAGGCAUACACUGGCCGGCUCGACAGCGUGUACAAGAACUCCGUCUUCAAGAAUGUAUUCAUCCGCGCGGAGGUUUUGGGCUUCGAUAGGGACGAGGACGACUCCCUGGUCGUGCACUUCAACCUGCACGUCAACUACCGCCGCCUGCACCUCGACGCGGCCGACCUGUACCUCGUCCUCAUGUCGGAGAUCCGGAGCGCCAACUCGGUCGCCCUCCACGGCAUCACCAUCGACGAGGAGACGGUCGAGAUCCAAGCAUCGUGCAUGCAGUCGUGCAAUGAGGAAGUGAAAGUGGUCAGCGGGAGGGUGAGGAAUGCAAAGCUUGCCAGUUGA